CUUAAAUUAAAUGUUCUUAUAAGUUAUUAAUUGCGCAUGCGUUAUAAUAAUUUGAACCAAUUAAAUUGCUGGAUUUAAUGUGCAUGCGCUAAAAACCGAACCAAAAAAUGGAAUCUCGCGCAGAUUGCCUCUAGUGCUUCCGGUGAACUGGUGUUAAGGGUGAAUGCACAGCUGUAGCAAUCAUAAACCAUGUCAGUAGAAAUAAAUGAAAAUAAUAUCGAGUCUCUGGGAGAAGGUAUACAAGACCUUUCACGACCUCUGAAACAACGCUACAGGGAUCUGUUCACUCUGAAAAAUAUUGGUGGAAAGAUCGCCAUUGACUCCAUUGUGGCAUGUAUCACAACUGACCCCUCAGCACUGUUCAAACAUGAAUGUGCUUAUGUGUUAGGUCAAAUGCAAAACAGUUAUGCACUACCUGCCCUGAUAAAGACAUUAUCUGAUCCAAAUCAGGAUGUGAUUGUACGUCAUGAGGCUGGUGAAGCCAUUGGAGCAAUUGGUGAACAGACCCCUGAGGUGAUAGCAGCUCUGACUGAACACUUGAAGAGUGAACAUGUUGAGAUAUCUGAGACAUGUCAGAUUGCACUUGAUCUCUUGGAGUGGAAAAACAAAGACCCAUCUAAACAAGAAAAUCUGACGGGGAGUGCAGAUUAUAAAUCUGUUGAUCCAGCACCACCAAGUGUUGAAAAUGACAUAAAUAAAUUACGGGAGAUUUUAUUAGAUGAAAAAUUAUCAUUAUUUGAGCGCUAUAGAGCAAUGUUUGCAUUGAGAAAUAUUGGAAGUUCUGAUGCUGUACUCGCCCUAGCAGAUGGUUUAAAAUGUAGCAGUGCUCUUUAUCGUCAUGAGAUUGCUUACAUAUUAGGACAAAUGCAGCACGAAGCUGCAUCCAAACAACUAGCUGCAAAUUUAAUGGAUUUAUCAGAACACGCUAUGGUGCGUCAUGAAUGUGCUGAGGCCCUGGGUGCCAUAGCAACAGAGGACUGUAUGAAUGUAUUGAAGAAAUAUGCUACAGAUAAAGAACAAAUGGUGAAGGAAAGUUGUGAAGUGGCAUUAGAUAUGGGAGAAUAUCAUAGUAGUGAUCAAUUUCAAUAUGCUGAUGGUUUAUCUUAGACAUAAGCUAAUUCGUUCAUGCUUAAUGUUUAUACAUAUCUCAUUCUGUACCACUGAUCAUAAGGUAUCAGCCUUUUCUUCUCUUUCAAAAUGUGUGACUUAAUAUUUUUAGUUUUCAUCGAAUUUGCCACUUUGUCACGAGACAGUUUGAGAGAAAGGUGUAGCCAUUUCCUUUUACUGAUACAUGUACACAGUAAAUCCUAUUUAAAGUGAACACUGGAUGUUAAACAUUUUUUAAAACCACAUUUCUACAUAUUCUACAUGUAGAUUUCAAAUAUGAUAUCACUUUGACUGAGUUUUGAAUUUUUAAUGAUGUAAAUCAAGAUUAUUUCUACUCGCAUCUUGGAUAUUUAGAAAAAUGUUUUAAUUGUUU
Owenia fusiformis is the source of this 1480-nucleotide messenger RNA. The record is from the annotation of a GenBank genome assembly. NCBI's taxonomy places the organism in Eukaryota, Metazoa, Annelida, Polychaeta, Sabellida, Oweniidae.